GCAUCGCAAAACCCCAUCUUAAAAACCGGUCCCCGUUCCACGCAGCUAUCGUCCCGCUCACACUUGUUUCGAUUCUUCGGCAUUUCGGCGCAUAGGUUGCCAGUGUUGGAGUGGUGAAAAAUCAAGAGUUGGGCUGUGUGGAACCUGAUUAGAGUCAUUUGAUUUGCACUUUCAACGACGCCGGGAGAUUUAGCAUCACAGUAAAUGGCAAAUCCCAAAGUUUUCUUCGACAUUCUAAUAGGAAAGGCAAAAGCCGGCCGCAUUGUUAUGGAGCUGUUUGCCGACAUCGUUCCAAAAACCGCAGAGAAUUUCCGUUGCCUCUGCACUGGAGAGAAGGGGAUUGGCAGAUCAGGGAAGCCCCUGCACUACAAAGGAUCAACAUUCCACCGAAUCAUUCCCGAUUUUAUGUGCCAAGGUGGGGAUUUCACCAGAGGCAAUGGCACCGGCGGCGAAUCCAUCUAUGGAGACAAGUUUGCUGAUGAGAACUUUAAGAAGAAGCACACAGGGCCUGGUGUUCUCUCCAUGGCCAAUGCUGGUCCAGGCACUAAUGGCUCCCAGUUUUUUAUCUGUACUGCAAAGACGGCAUGGCUGGAUGGGAGGCAUGUUGUAUUUGGUGAGGUUGUUGAUGGAUAUAAUGUUGUUCAGGCAAUGGAGAAGGAAGGAUCUCAAUCUGGAAGGACUGCUUCACCUGUGGUGAUUGAAGAUUGCGGGCAGAUCUUGGAGAGUUGAGAUGUGUUUAGCUGAUUUAAGUCUGAGGAAUGCUGUUGAGAUAUGUUAAUUCUUACCUAACAUUAUCAGGCUUUUGUUUUCCUCAAAUAAUACAUAGGACUUGUGUUCUUUCA
This is a messenger RNA of Phalaenopsis equestris, 842 nucleotides long. RefSeq names its product peptidyl-prolyl cis-trans isomerase 1-like. The record is from RefSeq and is a predicted model, not a curated record. Gene Ontology annotation, molecular function: peptidyl-prolyl cis-trans isomerase activity. The transcript has 2 exons. The coding region runs from base 205 to 729 and encodes 174 amino acids. Gene Ontology annotation, biological process: protein folding; protein peptidyl-prolyl isomerization. NCBI's taxonomy places the organism in Eukaryota, Viridiplantae, Streptophyta, Magnoliopsida, Asparagales, Orchidaceae.